AAAUAACAACAACAAUAAAAAUCAGCGGCGACAAUGAUUAACUCAAGCCACCAUCGCCGGUUAUCAGUAAAGAUCCACGCCGAUCGUUGGGGGCUGAGGUCUGACUGGCUACCCUCCACGGUGCAGUUGGGGUCCACGGUUUGGCGCCAUCCAAUGGGCUUCGCCGGAGGUUACGGUGUGUUGAUUGUGCCGGCAAAGGAUGAAUUACACAAAAAGAGAACUCAGCCCAAUCGGGCCGUACUGGGCUGACUGUCGCAGGCCGGGCCUCUACCGGGCCGCGCGUCCAGGUGGGCCCGAGCUGGUCGCGCACCCUUGAUAGGCCGCGCGAGGGAACCACAACCUCCCUCUUCCCCGUUUUCCUUUUCUCCUUCCCUUACCUCUGAAAUCGCCGACUCUUUCCCCUUCUGUCUCCCUUCUCGAUUCUCUCUGACAGUCACUGCCCUUAAACCUCGUACAUCCCACACGAAACUUCGAUCUUCUGUCUCUCUCCGUUCACAAACGACUCAAGGUUUCCGGCGUUCUCAGGUGCCCUUCUCUCUUUUUCAUUUUUUGUAAAGUGGCCUCGAAAAUCAGCGGCUGAGUGCUCCUUUCACCGCCAAACUUCUGACCCAACGCCGACGGCAGUGUACGGUGGUGUCCGCCACACGUUUUCCCCCCCUUUUUGAGCUUUGUUUGAAAUCAGGCGAUUAUCCGUCUUCUUUCCUGGGUGGGCAUAUUUUGUUAGAAAAGUUUGAAGAAUUGAAGAAUGGUGAGUUUUAAGAACCGAUACUUGGUGUUUGAAGUUGUGUUGGAUCCCAAUAAAGACGUUGCAACAGAUGAUCCUAUUAUCAUUACCCAAUAUAAUGUUUCAAAAGCAAUCAAGGACAGUAUUCUUCUCAACUUCGGGGAGUGUGGCUUUGCUUCCUCACUUGGAUCUUUUCAAGUUAAGUAUGUAAAUCCAAUCACAAAGCUGUGUAUCAUUAGAGCCUCUAGAGAGGACUACCAGAAUGUAUGGGCUGCAAUUACAAUGGUGAGGAGUAUCAGCAAUUGCCCCGUUGUAUUUAAUCUACUGGACCUAACUGGAAACAGCAGGGCUUGCAAGAACACCGCCUUGAGGGUGGAUGAACUGAAAUUUGAGCAGUACAAGCUUAUGGUUGGACCUCGUAUCUCUGAUGGCGUCAAUCUGCAAAUGCAGAACUGUCUGGAGAAGAUUAGAACUUUAGAUAACUGAUUUGGUUGAAUUUUGAAUUUUAUUUCAUAUUGUUCUCAUUUGAUGUGGCUCAGCCCCUCUUCAGGUGUGUUUUUGCUACCGUAGUCUGGCUCUUUAUAUGGGUAUGAUUUUCGAAUCUUUCAUAUUAGGAAAAAAGAUGUUUAAUUCUGAAAA
Molecule: messenger RNA, 1363 nt
Organism: Cucurbita maxima (winter squash)
Lineage: Eukaryota; Viridiplantae; Streptophyta; Magnoliopsida; Cucurbitales; Cucurbitaceae
Product: probable ribonuclease P/MRP protein subunit POP5
Exons: 3
Coding region: 746-1210 (154 amino acids)
Biological process (GO): tRNA 5'-leader removal
Cellular component (GO): ribonuclease P complex
Source: RefSeq, a predicted model, not a curated record